Messenger RNA from Camelina sativa (false flax), 1554 nucleotides. RefSeq lists its product as uncharacterized. The record is from RefSeq and is a predicted model, not a curated record. Lineage: Eukaryota; Viridiplantae; Streptophyta; Magnoliopsida; Brassicales; Brassicaceae. Gene Ontology annotation, molecular function: zinc ion binding.
AUGGAGACUAGGCAUAACUAUUUGCGAAAGGCAACCUCACGGGUAAUCGCAGCUGUAUUUAAGGCUAAGUCCAGUGAUUCAACGAAAGGGCCAGCCCUAUUGGAUCUGCAGCAGAUGGUUCUUGAGGAUCUUAGGGUGGCUGCAUCCUACAACAAGUGUUGGAGGGCGAAAGGGAAGGCUUUGGAGGGGAUGUUUGGUUCUGAUGAUGAAUCUUACGAGGAUCUGCCUGCAUAUUUGCAUGUAUUAAAAGAAGCUAAUCCAGGAACCGUAACUGAUUUGAAAACUAAAGUCCUAGUAGAUGGUAGAGAAAGGUUUUUGUAUUUGUUUUUGGCAUUUGGGGCAUCAAUUGAAGGUUUUCGUAAGUUGAGACGUGUUAUUGUUGUGGAUGAUACUCGUCUUAGCUCCAAGUAUAAUGGUGUGCUUCUUACAACUAGUGGACAAGAUGCAAAUUUCCAGGUUUUCCCUCUCGCUUUCGCAGUUGUAGACAGUGAGAACGAUGAUUCUUGGACAUGGUUCUUUGAGAAGUUGGAGAGAAUUAUUGCAGACAGUAAAACCUUGACAAUAUUCUCAGAUAGGCACAGAUCAAUCUACACUGCAAAGAAGAGAGUUUAUCCCUUGGCACAUCAUGGAGCUUGCAUUGUUCAUCUUGUAAGGAAUGUGAAUGCCCGGUUUCAUAACAAAGGUCUUGCGAAACUGGUGACGAAAGCAGCAUUUGCCUACAAGGUUACAACCUAUCAAGAAACAUAUAGGCAAAUAAAGGCUAAGAGCAGCAAAUGUGCAGCAUAUUUGUAUAAAAUUGGUGCCGGUCAUUGGAGUAGGGCAUAUUUCCAAGGAAAUCGUUACAAAUUGAUGACAUCAAACAUUGCAGAGUCGUUGAACACCACUUUGGGAAAGGGUCGAUCGUCACACAUUGUUGAACUACUCAAGUUCAUUUGUGCCAUGUUGACAAGGUGGUUUAGUGCAAGGAGGAAAAAAGAUGCAAAACAUAAAGGAUUAACCACUCCUGAGGUUGAUAAACAUAUGCAGAAGAAUGUGGGGACCGUUAGUGGGAGCAGAGUUGCCAAUAUUUCAAGUUGGAAUUAUGAAGUUGUUGGUUUGCUUAAUGGAAAACACCAUGUGUUGCUUGAUAUGAAACAAUGUUCGUGCAAACAGUAUGAUCGAGUUAAAAUACCAUGUGGACACGUGUUGUUAGCCGCAGAUACACAGGGGAUACCCUAUGGUACGUUGGUCGGGGGUUUUUACAAGACAGAGGUUUGGAGAGCUACGUAUGCAGGGGUGAUAAAUCCAGAGAUAUCUGAUGUUGAGAUACCAUUUGAAAUUAAGAACCGGGUGUUGUACCCUCUAAAGGCGCGUAGGCCACCUGGACGGCCAAAGGAGACGAGGAUCCCCUCUAUUGGAGAAUUUCUUAAGAAUGGGCCGGCAAAAGCUAAAGUGAAUAGGUGUGGGAGAUGCAAAGAGACUGUUCACAACCGAGCUAGCUGUACAAACCCUUUGCCAUGGUUCGAGGAAUCUGGCAUUGUUCAUGAGUUUGACCUUGUUAAUGCUCUUUCAUGA